Strongylus vulgaris is the source of this 300-nucleotide messenger RNA. Lineage: Eukaryota; Metazoa; Nematoda; Chromadorea; Rhabditida; Strongylidae. The record is from the annotation of a GenBank genome assembly.
AUGCCCACUAUUGCUGAUACUGAAGUAGUGCCGUCAACAAAGGGUAUUGGAGAUGUUAUGGAGACGAGUAACCCUUAUGUGUCUUCGUUGGCCUACCCGAAAAGAUCCAAAGUACCAUUAAAAGUGCUUCUAUGGGGCCUUCCAUACGUGGAAAGCGAGACUCGGCUGAAACAAGCUCCUUUAACCAUGACGCGUGACAACAAAGUUCACACCCUUCCAGUGCUGCAAGACCCUUGCAAGCUUACGUGGAUGAAACAUACCCAUAAUAGCGUUCUCGAUAGGCUCAAUCAAAAAUUGUAG